Messenger RNA from Nematolebias whitei (Rio pearlfish), 1998 nucleotides. It is a transcript of the gene tent5c, whose product is annotated as terminal nucleotidyltransferase 5C. The transcript is spliced from 2 exons. The coding region runs from base 141 to 1292 and encodes 383 amino acids. The record is from RefSeq and is a predicted model, not a curated record. NCBI's taxonomy places the organism in Eukaryota, Metazoa, Chordata, Actinopteri, Cyprinodontiformes, Rivulidae. Gene Ontology annotation, biological process: mRNA stabilization. Gene Ontology annotation, molecular function: RNA binding; poly(A) RNA polymerase activity.
UAAACGCUGACUUUUGAACGGAUCGGGCGUGUUUGUCUCAGAAAGUGGAUUAUGCGGAGUUGUGCGUGCCGAGUUAACAUCUUUAUCCAACUUUGAAUGCUUCCGGACCACACUUUCGGUAAUCUGAACUUUGUGAGAAGAUGGAUAACAAGGAGGAAUCGAAGCGGAGCUCUGCCAGUGUUCUCACCUGGGAGCAGGUGAGCAGGCUGCAUGAGGUUCUGACGGAGGUGGUGCCCGUUCACGGACGAGGGAACUUUCCCACCUUGGACGUGCAGCUGAGCGACAUCGUUGUCCGGGUGCGCUCCCGGCUGGAGCAGAGCGGCAUCUGGGUGAAGGACAUCCGCCUCAAUGGCUCCACAGCCAGCCACGUGCUGGUGCAGGACAUCGGCUGGAGCUACAAGGAUCUGGACGUGAUCUUCAGGGUGGACCUGCCAACCGAAACUGAAUUCAGGCUCAUUAAGGAUGUUGUGCUGGGGAUUCUGUUGGACUUCCUGCCCGAAGGUGUGAACAAGGAGAAGAUUACACCCAUGACCCUCAAAGAGGUUUAUGUCCAAAAGCUGGUGAAGGUCAACACAGAGCAGGACCGCUGGAGCCUCAUCUCUCUCUCGAACAACAACGGCCGCAACGUGGAGCUGAAGUUUGUGGACUCAAUACGGCGGCAGUUUGAGUUCAGUGUGGACUCCUUUCAGAUCGUGCUGGACUCUAUGCUCUCUCACUACGAGCAGGCCCAGUCGCCCAUGUCGCAGGCCUCUCACCCCACCGUCAGCGGGGAGAGCAUAUACGGGGACUUCAGCGCCGCACUGCACCACCUCCGCAACAAGCUCAUCGCCACCAAACGACCCGAGGAGAUCCGUGGUGGCGGCCUGCUGAAGUACUGCAACCUGCUGGUGCGGGACUUUCAGCCGGCCGAUCAGGAGGAGUUCAAGGCCCUGGAGAGGUACAUGUGCUCGCGCUUCUUCAUUGACUUUCCUGACAUAGGGGAGCAGCAGCGCAAGGUGGAGGCCUACCUCCAGAGCCACUUCAUCGGUGAGGACAAGAGCAAGUACGAGUACCUGCAGAUUCUGCGGAAGGUGGUCAACGAGAGCACGGUGUGCCUCAUGGGCCACGAGCGAAGACAGACCCUCCAGCUGCUCUCGCUGAUGGCCGUGAGGGUCCUGGCAGAGCUGAGCGCCAUCCCGGAUGCUUCCUGCGUGACCUGCUACUACCAGCCGGCACCGUACGUCCGCGACCACAACUUCAGCAACUACUAUGUGGCCAACCAGAACAUUCCAACAUGGCUGCCGUGUAACUGACAGAACAUGAGUCUGACGUGACGAGAACAUGAAGCUGCUGCUUCUGAGGAGACUAAAGAAGAAUAGAUGAGAAUAGCAACUAAAAAAUAAAUAAAAAAACUUAAAAAUGUAACAGUGGCAAUAAAUGUAAGAGUUCUCGUGAAGGCACCGUUGCAGUGGACAGGUGUCCUCUCUCAUUCCUCAUCUGCAGACGAGUCCACGUGGUUGAAUAGGAAGUGAUUUAUUUUUUUAAAGCCUGUUUAGUUUUUGGAUUUUGUUCACGGCUUUAAUCUUAAUGGAGAUGUCAGUGCCUUAAAGUGCACGUGCAUGUGCACGUCCUCCACAGCUUCAGUACGGACUAUAAUUUGGGAGAGGAAGAACGGGGAGAUGAUGCUUUAAAUUUGGUUUCCUUCAUAUUUAAGUGAAAAGUCAGAGAAAAUGUGAAAACGUAUUGAAGAAGUGCUGGUUUGGGCUAACUGGGCUAACUGGGGAUUUCAUGUUUGUCUGCUGAACAGAGUUUGAUCUCCAGAGUUUGUGAGGACAUCACUUUAUUUUAAUUCACUUUGACAUUUAAAUGUCUCACAUUUAAUGUGCCUGAUAGCUGUAAACGGGACUGUUUGUUUUUUCUUUGAACUUUCCAUUGAGGAGCCCCCCCCCCCCAUCCCCUGUAAACCAGCUCAGACUGGGUGGGGGUAGAAACGGCCCGUCGGUCAGUCUGCCGUGCUUU